CAUAACCGCAACAGAACACAACAUCUUUUUAAUUAUUGGUCUUUAAGAGUUUUCUGAGAAUGACUUGGGAAACUAGUAAUACUGUCUUAGUAACUGGCGGCGCUGGAUAUAUUGGCUCUCACACUGUAAUUGUCUUGUUGGAAAAGGGAUACAACGUCGUCGUUGUUGAUAAUCUAUGCAAUUCCAGAUAUGAGGCCAUCAAGCGAAUUCAAAAGUUGACAGGAAGAGAUCUUAUUUUUUAUAAGGUGGAUUUGUUGAAUGAGAAAGACUUAGAAGAGGUCUUUGCGAAACACCCCAUUUCCUCUGUUAUUCACUUUGCAGGUUUAAAGGCUGUGGGCGAAUCUGUAAAGAUUCCUUUGACGUACUAUAAGAAUAAUAUUACUGGCACUGUUCACUUGUUGGAAUGCAUGAAGAGACAUAAUGUGAGAGAUUUUGUUUUUUCUUCUUCUGCAACCGUAUAUGGUGAUCCUACUCGUCCUGGUGGAACGAUCCCUAUUCCUGAAACCUGUCCUCGUGAAGCUACCAAUCCCUACGGAAAAACAAAGCUCUUCAUUGAAAAUCUUAUCGAGGAUGAGAGCAAAGCUUCCGGAUCACUCAACGCCGCCCUUCUUCGUUACUUCAAUCCAGGAGGUGCUCACCCAACCGGAGAAUUAGGUGAGGACCCUUUGGGUGUUCCGAACAAUCUCAUUCCUUACAUUGCGCAAGUCGCAGUUGGUCGUCGGGAAUAUUUGAGCGUUUAUGGUAAUGAUUACCCAACCCCCGAUGGAACACCUAUUCGAGACUAUAUUCACGUUUGCGAUCUCGCAGACGCUCACGUUGCUUCAUUAGCCUAUUUGCAACGUAAUUAUGUCGGAUGCCGUGCCUGGAACUUGGGUUCUGGUACUGGCAGCACUGUAUUGCAAAUUCAUCAUGCCUUUUCCAAGGCAAUGGGAACCGAACUCCCUUACAAGAUUACUCCUAGGCGAGAUGGGGAUGUUGUCAAUUUGACAGCCGACCCUAAGCGUGCUAACGAAGAGCUUGAUUGGAAGACCAAUCGAAGCAUUGAUGAAAUUUGUGCUGAUGUUUGGAAAUGGCAGCGUAAACAUCCAUAUGGAUUUGACUUUUACAAGGCAAAUGACAAUUCCAAAUAAGUGUCAAUGUAUAAUGAAGACAAAGGAAAAGGUUGUGAUUGAAAUCUUCUAUCAGCUUAUUUCUUAUAAUUAUCACUCUUUACUGAAUUUUUUCCUGUUUAUACUAUUAAUUAUUUAAUUCGCGACUUAGCCAUGGUGUUUUAUGGGCUUUUGUUUCUAUUUUCUGUCGGACUAAUGUACGUGUUUCUACACUCGUUUUGACAUAAUGUACUAAUAUUGUGUCUGAUUGUACUUCCUUAAUCCUUUCAUUAGGAAUUUGUCUUUCUUCUAUUUCUUUUAUUUUAUCUUUAUUUUUUGAACGAAAAAAGCUAAUGCGUGCUUGCAUUCGCCAACUGUCUUUCAAUAAAUUAAUAAUACCAGCCGCAUAUUGAUUAGGUCUGGUCAUUUCUAUUUUUAUAUUCUUUUUAUAAUUAUUUUUUGUUUCCUAAAGCUGUCUCUUCUUUCUUUGAGUAGUUUUGAUUUGCAAGUAAAAAAAGAAUAAAAAAUAAAAAGUAAAACACCUCAGUAACAAAAAUGAUUCAUUUAAAUCAAUGAAAGAUGUAUAGCUA
Messenger RNA from Schizosaccharomyces octosporus yFS286, 1678 nucleotides. RefSeq names its product UDP-glucose 4-epimerase Gal10. Gene Ontology annotation, cellular component: cytosol. Gene Ontology annotation, molecular function: UDP-glucose 4-epimerase activity. Bases 60 to 1130 code for a protein of 356 amino acids. NCBI's taxonomy places the organism in Eukaryota, Fungi, Ascomycota, Schizosaccharomycetes, Schizosaccharomycetales, Schizosaccharomycetaceae. The transcript is spliced from 3 exons. The record is from RefSeq and is a predicted model, not a curated record. Gene Ontology annotation, biological process: beta-D-galactose catabolic process via UDP-galactose, Leloir pathway.